UCCUCAAUUUGAGUCAGUGCACAAGAAGCAGUGGGAGGGGGAGCAUGUCUCGCCAAAUACUCCGCUGAAACAUGGAGUGAAAACCAAAAGGAGGCGUAAUAAAGAAAUCAGAAAAGAGAAAAGGAGAGAAAGAGAAAAAUAAUCAAUAAAAAGAGAGAAUAAACCAGUGUAGCAUGGAAAUAAAAUGCGGAGUGAUGCAAUAUGGCUAAAACCAGAGAAGAAUUAGUGGGAAAAAGGUUCUUAAGCGUGUCUGGGGGAAAUAAUAAGCUAAAAUUGUCGAAAAUUACUGAAUGGGAUUGGAGAGCGGGAGUGAUCCGCGCCUGCACCCACACUGACUCCAAGCACCACGACCUGCAGGUGUUGGUGGAGUACGAUGACGUGGAGUGGCAGAGGAGGGAGUGGGUGCACGUGUACAGAGGCCAGUGUUCCAGAUCUUCCUGCUGGAGCGAACAUUAGCCUGGGCAGCGAGGAAACACCCCACCAAGAUCAGAGCCGCCCCUGUGCCCUGGCCUGCC
Molecule: messenger RNA, 515 nt
Organism: Portunus trituberculatus (swimming crab)
Lineage: Eukaryota; Metazoa; Arthropoda; Malacostraca; Decapoda; Portunidae
Product: lysine-specific demethylase 3A-like
Exons: 2
Coding region: 202-456 (84 amino acids)
Source: RefSeq, a predicted model, not a curated record